Molecule: messenger RNA, 1603 nt
Organism: Harpia harpyja (harpy eagle)
Lineage: Eukaryota; Metazoa; Chordata; Aves; Accipitriformes; Accipitridae
Gene: BFSP2
Product: beaded filament structural protein 2
Exons: 8
Coding region: 64-1425 (453 amino acids)
Biological process (GO): intermediate filament organization
Cellular component (GO): intermediate filament
Molecular function (GO): structural molecule activity
Source: RefSeq, a predicted model, not a curated record
CCCGCCAGUGCGGGCCGAGGCGGCCGGGCUGAGCGGCAACGCUCGGCGGGCUGGAGCAGCAGCAUGCCCUUGCCGAGGCGCCGGUCGUCCUUCUUGGGGCAGCAGCCCUCUUCCGCCGCGGCCGAGGGCUCGGGACCGCCCGGCCGCCGGGUGAGCGUCGGGGGCGGAGGGAGCCUGUCGAGACCCCCCGGCGUCUACGUGGGCACCGUCCCCACCGGCGGCGUGAGCAGCUUGGGCACCCGAGUGUCCCGCAGAGCCCUGGGCAUCAGCAGCGUCUUCCUCCAGGGUCUGCGCAGCUCCUCCGCCGCCGUGCCCCUGGCCCCGGGGCUGGAGAAGGGCAGGGGCCUCUCCUACGAGAGUCUGAACGGCUGCUUGGUGGAGUACAUCGAGAAGGUGCGAGCUCUCGAGCAGGUCAACCAGGAGCUGGAGGAGCACAUCAGAGUCUACCUGGACAAGAAAGCGGCCAGCGUGGGCAGCUGGGGAGCGCUGCGGGAGAACUGGGAGGCGAUUUACCAUCAGGUCUCAUAUCUAUCACAAGAGCUUACAGGAUCCCAUCAGAGAAGAAAAACGAUGCUCUGGGAGCUGAGGACGGCUCGCAGGCGGCAUGAGCAACAAGUAUUCCUUGGCUCACUGAAGACGACGACCCUGAAGAGGACUGCUGAUAUGGGAAGCGAAGCAGUCCUUGAAAAUGCUCGUCUUAUGCUGCACACCGAGAACAUUCAAGCCUGUGCUGAAGACUUUAAAGACAGGUAUGAAAAUGAGCAGCCAUUCAGAAAAGCAGUGGAAGAUGAAAUUAAUUCCCUGUAUAAAGUGAUUGAUGAUGCUAAUUUAACUAAAAUGGAUCUGGAGAGUCAGAUAGAGAGCAUGAAAGAAGAACUAACUCUGCUGUCAAAGAAUCACGAAGAAGAUGUGAAGGUGUUAUACAAGCAGCUUGCUGGAUCUCAGGUGGAAGAACUUGAUGUUCCCCUGGGAAGUGGCCUGGACGACAUACUGGAAAAAAUCAGAAUCCACUGGGAGAGAGACAUUGAAAAGAAUCGCGCUGAGACAGGUGCCCUGCUCCGUACCAAGCAACAGGCUGAAACGACGGCUGCCGUGCGAACCCAGGAGGAAGAGCUGGUGGAGGGCCUGAGAACCGAGUUCCAUGAAACUGCCUGCAAAAUACAGAGCUUGCAAGCAGAAACUGAAUCUCUGAGAACCUUGAAGAGGGGUCUGGAGAACUCUUUAUACGACGCCAAGCACUGGCAUGACAUCGAACUGCAGAACCUAGGCUCUGUCAUUUCCAAGCUGGAGGCAGAGAUGGGAGAAAUCAAAGUAGAAACCGAGCAGCAGCAGCGGGAUCGUGAAAAUCUGCUGACCAGCAAACAACAGCUGGAGAAAGACAUUGCUGCAUAUCACUGCCUUCUGGAUGGAGAACAAAGCAGCUGAUUAUGAAACUUCCAGCCCACAGAAGACCAUUGCCAUUAAAGCAAAAGAAGAUGUCACUGCCAAUUAUAUUCGUGGAAGCUGAAAACCCAUCAAAGCAGCCUGCUUUAUUCAGUUUGAUUCAACAAUCGAAGUAGGUUGUAGCUUGAACAACUUUAUUAGACUCUCCUUAUGCAAUUGC